AUGUCUUUCUUAAGAGGCUAUUACUCAGGUACAAUUGACCAGCACACGGUUCCUCACUACGCCUACAGAAACUCUCAUUCCGGCUUAAACCAAGAAGAUAAUGAUAUGAAUAUCUUCCCGGGCCCUGAACCGGGAAACACCACCGCCGCUCCCAGCGCCUCCAACGUAGAAAACAGCAACUGCUAUGAUAACACCCCCUCAAUGCAUUUGAGCGAAAGCACUUUGACCAACAAUAACAAUUCUUACAACUCCCUCUCCACGCUCUCAACACACCCCGAGAGAAUCUCCUUAGACGAAGAGAGCAGGGAAGAGAACGUCGUCUCUCCUCCCCUCUCCUCCUCCCCCUCACUCUGCACCAAACCCGAUAUGUCUGAUGCAGAAUCCCACCUUCGUCUUUCCCUUCCUUACCCCUAUUGCCUGUACCAACCCCCUUCCCGCCACCCCAGCGUUAAAGUUGAUGCAAACACCUUCGAUCACGAAGCCGCGAGUAUUCUCGAGCCUAUUUGGCAGGAUUUGGACCUACUACGGAGGACGACGAGGGAAAUGAUGCCACCGAGUGACUUUGUGUUUCAGGUGAAGAGCUAUGAAGAGGUUGUUGAGGGGAGGAUGCACAGGAUUGGGGAGUUUAUUGUGGGGAAGGUGGGACAGGGCGAAGGUAGGGAGAUGGAGAUGGAGGGGAGGCUUAUGUAG
This is a messenger RNA of Lindgomyces ingoldianus, 690 nucleotides long. RefSeq lists its product as uncharacterized. Bases 1 to 690 code for a protein of 229 amino acids. The transcript has 2 exons. The record is from RefSeq and is a predicted model, not a curated record. NCBI's taxonomy places the organism in Eukaryota, Fungi, Ascomycota, Dothideomycetes, Pleosporales, Lindgomycetaceae.